Messenger RNA from Centropristis striata (black sea bass), 3021 nucleotides. RefSeq names its product midline 1 (gene mid1). Gene Ontology annotation, molecular function: zinc ion binding; protein binding. Bases 307 to 2316 code for a protein of 669 amino acids. Lineage: Eukaryota; Metazoa; Chordata; Actinopteri; Perciformes; Serranidae. The transcript has 10 exons. The record is from RefSeq and is a predicted model, not a curated record.
CAUGUACAUGCUUAGAGCUGAUUUUGACGUUAACGAACACCUUCAGGCGUAGUGAGACGUGUCUUGUGUGCGGACUAAUGAGCAGCAGCAGGCUGCAGCCGCAUGCUUGGAAAGUCACAUUCUCUAAAGUUCCUGUGGCUGCGGGAAGGAUGCAGUGUUUUCCCGGCGAUGCCACCUGCCAAGCCGCGGAGAGGAAAUGAGAGUUUGCUGCAACUUGUGAUGCUGACCAGGCUGACCUGUACAGCAGACAAUAGCUGAUCAGCUUCCCUGGGUUUCGCUGACGUCCUCACUUUGUUCUGCCUGAAGAUGGAAACGCUGGAGUCGGAGCUGACCUGCCCAAUCUGUCUGGAGCUCUUUGAGGACCCGCUGCUCUUGCCCUGCGCCCACAGCCUUUGUUUCAACUGUGCUCAUCGUAUCCUGGUGUCACACUGCACGCCCAGCGAGCCAAUUCAGUCCAUCAGCGCCUUCCAGUGUCCGACCUGUCGCUAUGUCAUCACCCUCAACCAGAGGGGCCUAGAGGGACUGAAGCGCAACGUUACAUUGCAGAACAUCAUCGACCGCUACCAGAAAGCUUCUCUGAGCGGACCAAAUUCCCCUAACGAGACUCGGCGCGAGCGAGCCGCCCCCGACAGCAAAGCCAUGACUUCUCCCGGCGACCGAGUGCAGUGCCAGUUCUGCGAGCAGGACCCUCCGCAGGACGCUGUGAAGACCUGCGUCACCUGUGAGGUCUCGUAUUGUGAUGAGUGUCUCAAGGCCACACACCCCAACAAGAAGCCUUUCACGGGCCACCGUCUAAUCGAGCCCCUGCUGGACUCCCAUCUGCGAGGGCUCAUGUGUCUGGAGCAUGAGGAUGAAAAGGUCAACAUGUACUGUGUGACGGAUGAACAGUUGAUCUGUGCAUUGUGUAAGCUGGUUGGCCGACAUCGGGACCACCACGUGGCUGCCCUCAGUGACCGCUUCGACAAACUCAAGCACGCUUUGGAUUCCAACCUCAGCAGUCUAAUCAAGAGGACCAGUGAGUUGGAAAGUCUGAUGGGCAAACUUAUCCAAACCUGCCAACACGUGGAGGUAAAUGCAACACGACAAGAAAACAAGCUGCUGGAGGAGUGUGACCAGCUGAUUAAUAUCAUACAGCAGCGGAGACAAAUCAUAGCUACCAAGAUAAAGGAGGGAAAGUCUGUGCGGCUGAGGAAACUCGCCCAGCAGAUAGGCAGCUGCAAGCAGUGCAUCGAGAGGUCCUCGUCCCUCAUCACUCAGGCCGACCAAACUCUCAAAGAGAGCGACCACGCUCGCUUCCUCCAAACGGCUAAAAGCACCUGCGAGAGAGUUUCUAUGGCAACUGCUUCCUCUCAAAUCCUGUUACCUGAAAUUAACCUGAACGACACCUUUGAUACGUUCGCUCUGGACUUCACAAGGGAGAAGAAGAUGCUAGAAACCUUGGAUUACCUCACAGCACCAAAUCCACCAGUAAUCCGCGAGGAGCUAUGUACAGCUUCGUACGACACGAUCACAGUUCACUGGACAUCAGACGACGAAUUUUCUGUUGUAUCGUAUGAACUUCAGUACGCCAUCUUCACCAGCCAAUCUAAUGUUGUCAGUUUGUGUAACUCUGCUGACAGCUGGAUGAUUGUACCAAACAUCAAGCAAAAUCACUACACAGUGCAUGGACUCCAGUGUGGCACCAAGUACAUUUUCAUUGUGAAGGCUAUAAACCAGGCUGGAAACCGCAGCAGUGAACCAGGGAAACUCAAGACAAACAGUCAACCGUUCAAGUUGGACCCAAAGUCAGCUCACCGAAAGCUGAGGGUUUCCCAUGACAACCUGACGGUGGAGAGGGACGAGACGUCAUCCAAGAAGAGUCACAGCCAGGAUCGCUUCUCCAGCCACAGCAGCUACGGUGUCACAGGAAAUGUCUACAUCGACAGUGGACGUCAUUACUGGGAAGCUCUGAUAGGAGGAAGCACAUGGUUUGCAGUGGGCAUUGCGUACAAGUCUGCACCAAAACAUGAGUGGGUCGGCAAGAACUCUGCCUCCUGGGUGCUGUCUCGGUGCAACAACUCGUGGGUGGUGCGUCACAACUGUAAGGAGAUGCCCAUCGAGCCUUCACCCCACCUGCGUCGUCUCGGGGUGCUGUUGGACUAUGACUCUGGAUCUCUGUCUUUUUACGAUGCCGUCAGCUCCCAGCACUUGCACACAUUUGAUAUUGCCUUCGCUCAGCCCGUCUGCCCCGUGUUCAACGUGUGGAACAGGUGUCUAACAGUCCUCACUGGACUGCCCAUCCCUGAUCACUUAGAGGGGACAGACUACAACAACUAACAAAACCUGUCCGACUGGAUUUUCUUUGUGUACCCAAAAAGAGACCAGACUGCCUGCACCUCACCAACUGUGAUGCCGACAUACUGUUGACACAAUAAAAACAGCAUCCAGACGAAAUGCAAUUAAUAGCCCAGGUGUACAUUCCUAAUCAUGCCUUUGUUGAAAUUAAUGUGGAUUAUUUAAGAAAUGAUUUACAAGCAUAUGUAGAUGUAUUUCUUUGCUUUGCACAUGUAUGUACAUUACACUGCUGGAUGGUUUAAGGGUUUGCUUACAGUUUAAAAACUAAUUUUCAGAUUUCAGAUUUUUUCAUUUCUAAAGUCAUUACACACUUUUCAGUUCAUGCGUUGUUAAGGUGAUCAUAACCCUUUAAGUGCAAGCGGACUCUUGACUCUAAUGUUUCUGGAAGGUUGUAUUAUUGGUUAUUUUAAAUGUAAUGUUAAAAUAUUGUUUAAGGCAUAGCACUUUGAUAAGUUGUCACUAUAAAAUGCCACUUUUACCAUAUUGCAAGAAUUAUCUUUGUCAUUGUUCUGCAAGGAAAAAGCACUUAAAUAGAUCACUUAACAAAAAUUAACAACAUCAGUCAGUUCAACAAUUUUCAAAUAUUUAUUAUCUGUAAAUGCACAAGUACAGUUCAGCAGAAUGAGAUCAUUCAUCACAAUUUCCACGCUGAGUUUCUGUCUGACAGGAUGUAAUAAAAGUGACUUC